Molecule: messenger RNA, 6578 nt
Organism: Dunckerocampus dactyliophorus (ringed pipefish)
Lineage: Eukaryota; Metazoa; Chordata; Actinopteri; Syngnathiformes; Syngnathidae
Gene: src
Product: v-src avian sarcoma (Schmidt-Ruppin A-2) viral oncogene homolog
Exons: 14
Coding region: 368-2041 (557 amino acids)
Biological process (GO): negative regulation of extrinsic apoptotic signaling pathway; progesterone receptor signaling pathway; bone resorption
Cellular component (GO): extrinsic component of cytoplasmic side of plasma membrane
Molecular function (GO): growth factor receptor binding; non-membrane spanning protein tyrosine kinase activity; ATP binding
Source: RefSeq, a predicted model, not a curated record
GCCUGUCAGACCCAUCCCGGUGUUUUGGACGGAAGCAAGGAAGACUUCCUACCUCACGGACGUCUUUUCCUCGCAUAAAGACGCUUUCUUUCUUUUGCUUCUUGUUUAUUUUAGUCUCCGCGGGAAUGCUGUUUUUGCGUGGGAGAUUUCCCGCGCUAUGACCUCGCUUCCACCGGGAUCCACUUUCGAUCGUGGCGUUGAGAGUUGUUUUCUUCUUCUUCGUCUUCUUGUUGCCAACCUCGGCAGCCUCCAGUUGACCUCCACAUUGAGGAUCGAGCAGGUUUUUGGAUCCCUGUUGAUGCUUUGACGUGAUUGGAACCACAAGAGACCACCGGAGACCACCUCCGCCAGUGGGGCCGGCCUCACAAUGGGGGGAUCCAAGAGUAAGGCCAAGGAAGCGGGCCCGCGCACAGUCAGCCUCGACGCCCAUCUGGGCUCCGGGGGAGGCGUAGGUGGCGGCAGCAGCGGCCACCACCUGAACUCCGCCCACCAGGCCUCGACUCCCAACCGCAGCAACACGGUGGAGGUCGGCUUGGGUGGCAACCAGAGCGUGAGUCACAAUGCUGAGCUGCCCCUGUUUGGAGGCGUGGACAACAGCAACCUCAGCACCUCCAGCAGUAGAAUGACUAUCGCUGGAGGCGUGAUGACCUUUGUUGCGUUGUACGACUAUGAGUCGCGGACAGCUUCCGAUCUGUCGUUCAGAAAGGGGGAACGCCUGCAGAUCGUCAACAACACGCGGAAGGUGAACUGCAGGGAGGGCGACUGGUGGCUGGCGCGCUCCCUGACCACCGGAGAGAGCGGAUAUAUUCCCAGCAAUUACGUGGCUCCGUCCGACUCCAUCCAAGCGGAAGAUCAUCUCAGACUGACUGCAGAUUCCAGGUGGUACUUUGGCAAGAUCACACGCCGUGACUCCGAGAGGCUGCUGCUCAAUCUGGAGAACAGAAGAGGAACCUUCCUGGUGAGGGAGAGCGAGACCACCAAAGGCGCCUACUGCUUGUCAGUGCUGGACUACGACAACACCAAGGGCCUCAACGUGAAGCACUACAAGAUCCGCAAGCUGGACAGCGGCGGCUUCUACAUCACAUCGCGCACGCAGUUCAGCACCCUGCAGCAGCUCGUCAAUCACUACCGCAAGCACGCAGAUGGACUGUGCCACAGUCUAACAGACAUCUGUCCAGUGCUAAAGCCUCAGACUCAGGGCCUCGCCAAGGAUGCCUGGGAGAUCCCCAGAGAGUCUCUUCGUCUGGACCUCAAGCUUGGACAGGGAUGCUUUGGCGAGGUUUGGAUGGGAACAUGGAACGGUACGACACGUGUGGCCAUCAAGACCCUGAAACCCGGCACCAUGUCCCCGGAGGCCUUCCUGCAGGAGGCCCAGGUCAUGAAGAAGCUGAGGCACGAGAAGCUGGUGCAGCUUUACGCCGUGGUGUCCGAGGAGCCCAUCUACAUCGUCACAGAGUACAUGGGGAAAGGUAGCUUACUGGACUUCCUGAAAGGUGACAUGGGGAAGAUGCUCCGCCUCCCACAGCUGGUGGACAUGGCGUCACAGAUCGCUUCGGGCAUGGCGUACGUGGAGCGGAUGAACUACGUGCACAGAGACCUGCGGGCUGCCAACAUCCUGGUCGGGGAGAACCUGGUGUGUAAGGUGGCUGAUUUUGGCCUGGCUCGCCUCAUCGAGGACAACGAAUACACGGCCAGGCAAGGAGCAAAGUUCCCCAUCAAGUGGACGGCUCCUGAGGCGGCUCACUUUGGACGCUUCACCAUCAAAUCUGACGUCUGGUCAUUCGGGAUCCUGCUGACCGAGCUGGCCACCAAAGGACGAGUUCCCUAUCCAGGUAUGGUGAAUCGUGAGGUUCUGGACCAGGUGGAGCGUGGCUAUAGGAUGCCGUGCCCGGCAGAGUGCCCGGAGUCUUUGCACGAGCUGAUGCUGACCUGCUGGAGGAAAGAACCGGAGGAGAGGCCCACCUUCGAGUACCUGCAGGGCUUCCUGGAGGACUACUUCACCUCCACCGAGCCGCAGUACCAGCCGGGGGAAAACCUGUGAGGCCGGCGUGUCUCCGUCCGUUGGAGAGCACAAGGUUUUUGGGUUGAGUGUGGCGCCCUCCUGUGGGCACUUGUGAGACGACACACAGGAUUGCUGAAAGGUGUUUUUGCCCUCGGGAACCUUCCACUGGUACAGCGCAAGAUCCAAUCAUCAUCACACCACAAUCAGCAGGGUUUGCUGACUUUAAGCAUUUUAAAGAAGGGGUGUCCAAAGUGCAGCCCGUUUGCCACCUGUGGCAUGUUCUAAAAAUAUCAUUUAAAACGAUAACUUAAAAAACAACAGCAAAAAUGUGAAAAUCAGCAGUAAUUUUACAAGAAUAAAGUCAAAAUAUUAAGAGUAAAAACGAGUCGUAAGUUUAAGAGAAUAAUGUAACAUUAUGAGGAAAAAUAAUCUCAUUUUAGUAGCAUAAAGUAGGAAUAUUGAAGAAAAUGACAUUUUUUAAAGGUGUAAUAUUAUGUAAAACAAAAAAAUAUGAAGUUGUAAUUAUUGGAAAAUUAGGUUGCGAAAAAAGUUACGAGAAUGUUACGAGAAUAAAGUCAUAAUAUUACAAGAAGAAAAUUUACAAUGGUUAUUGCAGAAGAAAAUUUUAAUAUUUUGUAGAAAAAAAACAUUGGAAUGAAGGCAUAAUUACUAAUAAUUAUUAAUAAUUAAAUUUUUUAAAUGACAAAAAGAAAUUAACAAUUUUAUGAGAAUAAACUGGUAAUAUUAUGGGGAAAAAUAAUGUUAUUUUAGUGGCAUACCAUUGAAAUAUUAAAGGAAAAAAAUGUUAUUUGUUAAAAUCAUAAAAUUAUGAGAAACAAAACAAUAAAGUUGUCAUUUUUCGAUAAUUAGCUUGGUGGAAAAGUUAAAAUAUUAUGACAAAGUCUUAAUAUUAUGAGAAGAAAAUGUACAAGAAGAAAGUUGAAACAGUUGGAAAAAAAACAACAGAAAUAUAAAAAAAAAAGCUCAAAUUUUAUGAGAAUAAAGUUAAAAUAUUCAGAGAAAAAAGGUGGCAAUUUUACGACAAUAAUCUAGUAAUAUAUAAUAAAAAAAUAUAAUUUUUAAUGGAAAAUUAGCUCGGGGAAAAAGUUGUAAUAUUAUGGAAAUAAAGUUUACAUAUUAUGGGAAUAAAGUCCUAAUAUGACAAGGACAUUUACAAUAAGAAAGUUAAAAAAAAAAAAAACAGCAUAAAUGGGAAAAAAGUUUCAAUUUAUUUAAUUUUUUUUACAUUAUUUAGGAAAAAUAAUGUAAUUUUAGUAGCAGAGAGUUGAAAUAUUAAAGACAAAAUAUGUUAAUAUUGUGAGAAGCAAACAAAACCCACCAAAGUUGUCAUUUUUGGAAAAUUAUAUUGCGGAAAAAGUUAUAAUAUUACGAGAAUAAAGUCAAAAUAUUAUGGGAAUAAUGACAUUAUUAAUAAAAACAACAGCAGUAAUUUAAAAAAAAAACAAACCCUGUUUUCAUUUUAUGAGAAUAAAGUUCAUAUUAAGAGAAACAUGCGGGCACCCCUGCUUUAAAUCAUUUCAGUCCAAACCAGGCCAAUCUCCCAAUUUGUGUAUUUUUACACCCUUUUUUUUUUUUUUUUUUUUACAUUUGAUGUGCAUUUUUCAGCACAACAAUACACUGGAAUUAUUAAUGAUAAACAUGACGCAUGUUAUGCCUCACCGUAGCCUGUAGGGGGCAGUGCAGGAAACCCUCCAAAAAAAUAGCAAAUAAUCCAACGUCUUGAAAGAAAUGCAAUUGUAAAUAUACUGAAUGUUCAUAUUUUGUAUAUACAGUAUAUCAUCUUUAUAAUUUAUUUCUUUAAAAAAAUUGCUACGAUAUUCUCGUAACACUGAGACGUUACGACUUUUUGCGUCACGUUGCAAGUUUAUAUUCCUAACAUACAACGUAUUUUUUCUAACAUUAACUAUUUUCUCCUAACGUGGCACACUGAAAAGUGAAAACAUUAUUUUAAAAAUGACGAAAAGGAAAGUGACGGAAAAUUCAACUUCAAUACGGCAGGGCAAAAAUUGUAAUGUUUUGCCAAAAUGAGGUAAAUGUGAAGAAAAAACUUGUGUUGUCACGAGAAUAAGGUCGUAAUGUUAUGCUGAUAAAGUUAGGAAAAUCAAGCCCAAUUAAAAAAGUGUUGAUGUUGUGAAAACGAAAAGUUAAAUGUUAGUACGCCGGGAAGAAAAAUAUACAAUUGUGAUGUUAUUCUCGUAACACUAAAACAGAUUUCUCGGACAGUUACGACAUUUUGCGUAACGUUGCAAGUUUAUAUUCUUAACAUUGCGACGUUAUCGUGAACAAUACCAUAUAUUUUUUGUAACACCGAGGCUUUUUUCUUGUGAUUUGACAAGUUCAGUCCACGCUGAAAAGUCAAAACGUCGUUAAAUUACCAGAAAGAAGCUGUUGGGAGAAUAAAGGCUAAAAGUGACAUUACUCACAUAACACUAAAACUGAUUUCUCAGAACAUUACGAAUUUUUGCGUAACAUUGCGACGUUCACGUAACAGCACCACAUAUUUUUCAUAACACCAAGACGUUUUUCUUGUGGCAUGGCAAGUUUAUUCCACGCUGAAAAGCAAAAACGUUGUUAAAUUACCAGGAAGAAACUGUUGGAAGAAUAAAGACGAAAACAGCAGGUAAAAAUUGUAACAUUGCAACUAUUCUUGUAACUCGAAGACAGAUUUUUCAGAACGUUACGACUUUUUGUGUCACGUUGCAAGUUUAUAUGUGCAACAUUUCGACGUUCUCGUAACAACACCACAUAUUUUUCGUGACACCAAGACGUUUAUAUUCGAAAAAAAAUCCAACUUAUUUUUCAUAACAUUAACUUUUUUCUCGUAACGACAGGAACAAAAUCGUAAUGUUUUGCCAAAAUUAGGUAAAUAUCAAGAAAAAACGUAUAUUGUCAAGAGAAUAAGAUCGUAAUGUUAUGUCAAUAAAGUUACGAAGAUUAAGUCAUGGUAGAAAAAGUCGUAAUGUGACGACAAAAAGUUAACUUGAAGUUAACAAAAAAUUGUAAGAUUGCGUUGUUGUUCUUUUAGCACUACAACUGAUUUCUCGGAACAUUAUGACUUUUUGCAUCAAGUUGCAUGUUUAUAUUUGUAACAUUGCAAAGUUCUCGUAACCGUACUACAUAUUUUUUGUAACACGAGACGUUUUUCUCGUGAAGUGGCAAGUUUAUUCCACACUGAAAAGUUGAAAGGUCGUUAAAUUAAGAGAAAGAAACUGUUGGAAGAAUAAAGGCGAAAAGUUACGUUGUUCUCGUAACAUUAAAACCUAUUUCUUGGAACGUUAUGACCUUUUGCGUCACGUUGCCAGUUUAUACGUAAUGUUACAAAAAGUCGUAAUGUUGUGACGAUGAAAAUUUAACUUAAUACAACGGGAAAAAAUUGUAAAAUUGCGACGUUAUUCUUGUAACACUACAACUGAUUUCUCGGAACGUUACGACUUUUUGCGUAACGUUGCAAGUUUAUAUUCAUAACAGUGCCAUGUUCUUGUAACAUUACGACAUAUUUUUUGUAACACCAAGACUUUUUUUUUCACAACGUGGCAAGUUUAUUCCACGCUGAAAGGUAAACACGUCGUUAAAUUACCAGGAAGAAAAUGUUGGAAGAAUAAAGGACAAAAGUUAGGUUAUUCUCGGAACACUAAAACUGAUUUGUAAGUGUAUAUUCGUAACAUUGCAACGUUGUUGUAACAAUACCACAUAUGUUUUGUAACACCGAGACUUUUUUUUCCGUGACAUGGCAAGGUUAUUCCGUGCUGAAAAGUUGAAAGGUCGUUACAUUACGAUGAAGAAAUAAAGGCGAAAAGUUACAUCAUUCUCGUAACACUAAAACUGAUUUCUCGGCGCGUUACGAUUUUUUGUGUCAUGUUGCAAGUCUAUUUUUGUAACAUAUUUGUAACAAUACAAGGUAUUUUUCACAACUUUUUUCUCGUGACAUGGCAAGUUUAUUCCCGUAACAAAAAAUAUAUAAUUUCGCAAAACAUUACGACCUAUUUUUCGCGGAACUUUGCUGUUAUUUUUCCGUUUCACUGUGCGCUCAUCCAUCGUCAUACAUAAUCAACAUGAAACCUUUCCGGUACUUUUUUUUUUUAAAUCGUGAUUUAUUUACUUUGGAAAGACUUGGCAUUGCAUGUAUGAUGAUUAUUUUUUUGCAUGUUGUUCUGUGAGGUUUUUGAUUGGCGGUUGUUAUUUUGGCCUACGUGUUUACACGGCGGUGAUGCUCAGUCAUCAGCAAUGUCAGUUGUUGGUCACCAUAGCAACAGGAAGCUAAGCUCAGGUUGGCCUGAGGUGCAUGGAGCUGUUUUAUGAUGUUUUAGAAAAAAACAUGCACAAAAAGGACCAUAAUGCAAAUAUGCAAGAUAGGAACUUUUCCUGUGGGGCUUUUCUUCCUACUAUGCACAAAUAUAUAUUUUUUUCUUGUAUUUUUAAAAGUGGUGAUAUUGCAGCGGUACUUUUCUACGGUAUUCAGGAGGAAUGUUGAGAUUAUUAAAAUUUUUUCAUAAAUCCUCAUCAAAAUAUUGUCCAAAUUUUUAAAAUGUUGGAAUAAAAAUUUGUACACGACCCA